AUGCCGCCAGCGGGCGCCUCGGUCACCUGCAGAGCCCGGCGCUGUCCCCGCACCUUCCACUACCCCUGCGGCAGCGAGCGGGGCUGCAUCUCCCAGUUCUUUGGGGAGUACAAGUCCUUCUGCUGGAAGCACCGGCCGCUGCAGCGGGUGCGGGCGGUGCAGCAGGAGCAGACCCUGUGCCUCAUCUGCCAGGAGGCGGUGGCGCAGCGGCCGUGCUAUGACACCCUGGUCUGUCCCACCUGCACCAGCGCCUGGUUCCACCGCCACUGUAUUCAGGGCCAGGCGCUGCGCUCUGCCCUGCACUACUUCCGCUGCCCUCUCUGCAGUGACAAGGACACCUUCCAAAAAGAGAUGUUCCGCCUGGGCAUCAAAAUCCCGGACAGGGAUGCUGCCUGGGAGGAGAAUGGAGCCUUUGCCAGCCUUUAUGAGCGGCACAGAUCCUGCGACACCAGCCAGUGCCUGUGCCCCGCGGGACAGGAGGAGGCAGAGGAGAAUGGGCCCUGGCGACUGCUGCUCUGCCACUCCUGUGGCUCCAGAGGGACCCACCGGCGCUGCUCCAACCUGGGAGAGGAGGUGGAUUCCUGGGAAUGCUGGGACUGCAGCGACACGGGCACUGUGCCAGCCUUGCUGCCAGGCCAGGUGCUGGACCCACUGGCACAGGGCCCCUCACACAGUGUCCCAGCUCCUGACACCUCACCUGGGGACGAAGAGGCUGGGAUCCCGCCAGGACGCCGCGACGUUACAGAAGGGCUCCAGGAGUAA
Neopsephotus bourkii (Bourke's parrot) is the source of this 762-nucleotide messenger RNA. RefSeq names its product PHD finger protein 7-like. Bases 1 to 762 code for a protein of 253 amino acids. Lineage: Eukaryota; Metazoa; Chordata; Aves; Psittaciformes; Psittacidae. The record is from RefSeq and is a predicted model, not a curated record. Gene Ontology annotation, cellular component: nucleus. The transcript is spliced from 6 exons.